AUGCAUGGUCGCGGCAGGUACCCGGAAGUAGUUGGUUCGCCGUGCUGUGAUCUGGGGAUUGCGCUAUCCGUUUGGCGUAGAUUGCACACAAGCAAUCAGGUACACUCUCCAAGCUCGGUGUCAAGACGAGAUAAGGCGGGUGGCCGUGGGUCGCUCAUCGCUCGGCAUACGCCAAUUGAAGCUGACGUCGAAGAUCACCUAGGAGAACCGAGUGGCCUGUCGGAUGGCAAGCAUCUUGAACAGAUGGUAGUCGUUGAUUGGGAGAACGGAGGUCGGACUAAGAUUUUCACAGCCGCCGCGGGAGCGCUAGGCCGUUGGAGGAAGGCCAGUCGAAGGCGCGAAGAAAUUUUAGACAGCAACCAUCUCAAGAUUACCAGCAUCCACAUCCGCAAAAUCCAUGGAAUGCUACGAACAUCUAUGGGUGAAGCCCAUUAUAAACAGCAACCACUCAUCAGCCGUCAAACAUCCAACGGCCACAUCCCACGCCACUCAACGCCGAACUCACACCACACUCCCUCGUGCACUCCGACAACCAAAUCUUGGAACCACUUCCCAGUAACACCGUCGACUCGGCUGAACACAAUACCCAUGGGCGAAGACACCACCAUGGCAACCUUGACGGUUGGUUCAUUGCCCGAAGAGUGGCGAAGAAGAUAA
Messenger RNA from Zasmidium cellare ATCC 36951, 657 nucleotides. RefSeq lists its product as uncharacterized. The transcript is spliced from 2 exons. The record is from RefSeq and is a predicted model, not a curated record. The coding region runs from base 1 to 657 and encodes 218 amino acids. Lineage: Eukaryota; Fungi; Ascomycota; Dothideomycetes; Mycosphaerellales; Mycosphaerellaceae.